Molecule: messenger RNA, 1708 nt
Organism: Xyrauchen texanus (razorback sucker)
Lineage: Eukaryota; Metazoa; Chordata; Actinopteri; Cypriniformes; Catostomidae
Gene: noc4l
Product: nucleolar complex associated 4 homolog
Exons: 15
Coding region: 1-1590 (529 amino acids)
Biological process (GO): ribosome biogenesis
Cellular component (GO): nucleolus; small-subunit processome; Noc4p-Nop14p complex
Source: RefSeq, a predicted model, not a curated record
AUGGCGCCGUCCAGAGACAGCAACGUGAAGAGAGGCGAUACUGGAGAAAACAGCCAGGUUUCAUUUAAGAAAGUCUUAAAUACUCAAACGGAUCGUAUUCUUCAGAACAGGAAACAUGCGAACGACAUAUUCGACGUCCUUGAAUAUUUGCAGUCCGAAAAGGAAAAGGAAAUAAUUGGCGCCACCAAUGCCUGCGGCAAGAUAUUCUGUGAGCUGUUAGACAGAGGAGACCUGUAUGUUGGUCAGUUGCCUAAAGAGGAGGACCUCAUGCAUGGCGAUCGCAGUGCAGAGGAGAAGUAUCAUAUAUUUAUGAGACACCGUUACAACAACUGUGUGGGACUUCUGAUGGAAAAUAUAGGCAAUGAAGCUUUUCAAGUAAAGGAGAGUUCCCUCUGUGCAAUAAUGAAGUUUGCUGAAGCUGAAGGCAAACAUCCUCUCCAAAAUCUGGACUGGAGUGAACACUACAACUUUCCAAGAGAGCUCAUACUGGCACUAGUGGGGCAUCUUCUCUCAGAGAAAGAGGACAUGUCUCUGCUCAUCUCCAGGUUUCAGGAAUUCCUGGAGAUGGAUGAUGUGCGCUACUAUGUCAUGAGUUCAGUACGGGACAAUAUAACCAGAGUCAUGGACCGAAACAAAGGGGCUGUGAUUCCUGUUUAUCAGAAUAAUGUUUUUACCCUCCUCUCAACCAUCAACAUACCCAGCCAAUCAUCAGAAAUGACUAACUUCCUUGUCAAACAGGAGACUAAACAUGAAGACUGGAAAGCAGCUAGAUUAAAGGAUCAUAAACGUGCAUUUGAGCAAAUGUGGCUGGUGUUUCUUAAGUACAAGUUACCUGGCAGCAUGUACAAAAAGAUCCUGGUCAUACUUCAUGAAUCCAUUCUGCCACAGAUGAGUGAUCCGACACUUAUGAUUGACUUCCUGACUGCUGCUUAUGACAUUGGUGGGGCAAUCAGUUUGCUAGCUCUAAAUGGCUUGUUUGUCCUCAUACACGAGCACAAUUUAGAUUAUCCAGAUUUUUAUAAAAAGCUCUACAACCUACUGGAUCCCUCUAUCUUCCAUGUCAAAUAUAAAGCCCGGUUUUUCCACCUGGCCAACAUCUUCCUCUCUUCAACACAUCUACCCGUCUAUCUUGUGGCAGCAUUUGUGAAGCGUCUCUCCCGUAUGGCUCUCACAGCGCCCCCCACAGCUCUGCUUGUGCUACUGCCUUUCAUCUGUAAUCUGAUUCGCCGACAUCCCUCCUGCAGACUCCUCAUCCACAGACCCAGCGCUGCCGAAGAACCUUGUGAUGAUCCAUACAUAAUGGAGGAGGAAGAUCCAGCUCAGUGUCAUGCUCUGGAGAGCAGCCUAUGGGAGAUUCAGACAUUGCAGAAGCAUUACCAUCCAGAUGUGGCCAAGGCUGCCAUGGUGAUCAACGAGCCACUUCCAGAAGCAGAGGAUGAUAUCAGUGAUCUGCUAGAGCUGUCCACGUUUGAGCUAAUGGAGCGAGAACUGAAGGCAGUGAAGAAGACGAUGCCACUGGAGUUUGAUACGGCCACAGAGCUCCUGAAGAGUUCUAGAGAGGUGCUCGGUGUGCACUUUUCUCUUGAGUAACUACUUGGCUGAUUGUCACUCCUUCUAUAUAUUUAAUUCCAUGUUGUUUUCAAACCUUAUAAACUGCAAUGGCAAUGAUUUUGCCUGAUUGAAGAAAUAAAAAUUAUUUCCAACUAUG